Fulvia fulva is the source of this 864-nucleotide messenger RNA. RefSeq lists its product as uncharacterized. Lineage: Eukaryota; Fungi; Ascomycota; Dothideomycetes; Mycosphaerellales; Mycosphaerellaceae. Gene Ontology annotation, biological process: mycotoxin biosynthetic process. The record is from RefSeq and is a predicted model, not a curated record. The transcript has 3 exons. The coding region runs from base 1 to 864 and encodes 287 amino acids.
AUGUCGGAACAGCGACAGUCCAGCAUAGACGAGGAGAAAGGCGAUUAUUAUAGAUACGACGAUGCCACGAGCACCAGCUCAACUCCAUUAUUCCACGAGUCCGAUGAUGAGACAUCUAGUAGACGGCGGCAGAGCUCACAAGUCUCGCGGUGGGCGACGAUGCUACACUGGAUCUUUCAUAUGGUCUCUGCAGUCGCGAUUAUCUUUCUCGCAAUCCGAGCAGUGUCGAGAGAGACUACGCUAGAAUGCUGGGAGCGCUUCAAUUCGUACACGCCCAUGAGAGACUUUGUGAGGGAUCACCCAUAUAUCGAUCACGAAAUCAACGGAUCAAAACUUUAUCAGAGCGACUUCGUCGGUGAAGCAUCUGAGAAGACGGAAGCCGCUUGGAGGUCGGCGACCGACUUUGGGCUCCUGACCUUGACAAAGGACGAGGUCGAAACAGUGGGCUACCCAGGAUGGUCCGCCCGAUUCCCGAAGUCUGCGCGACCUGACCAAGGCUACCCCUUCGUCGUGGUCGGCAAUCACCAACUCCACUGCCUCCACUACAUCUGGCAAGACCACCAUCUGGACUACUACACCGGUCGAGCUGCUUUCAAAGAGAGUCAUCCAGAGAUGUACGAGGGUCAUUACGAGCAUUGCAUCGAUUAUCUACGACAACGCUUGAUGUGCCACUACGAUAUGUCAGUCACGCCGUAUCAGUGGGUCAAGGGUCACCAGGCUCCGAUGCCAGGCGCCUUGACGGGUGAGAAGUGUAUAGACUUCGAAGCUAUGAAGAUAUGGAUGAAGGAGAACACCCCGGCGACACCGGAUGACUUCGUCUGGCAGGUACCAGAGGAUGCCGUGGAGUUGGACGACAUGCCAUAG